AUGCACGCCGCAUUAAGGCGAAAGAGUGAUGAGGUGCAAAGUCGACGCCGAGAUCUGAGGAUUAACGAAAAGAUUAAUAAGAGAUACAUUGAUAGAGGGCAGAAAAUACGCUACUGGAUCGCAUAUUGUUAUUGUCCCAGAGAUGAAAUGAAGCACCAGACGAAGGUCAAUCGCGUAGAGCAAAAGAGGAGAGGUGAGGGUCGUGACCAACGCAAGAUCAACGCCCAACGCGUCAUGGACCACUAUCAUGCCUUGACGUCGCUCAAGACAGAUCCAAUACGUCGCACCGCCAGCUAUCCCUGUCAUUGCCUUUGCAUUCUCAAUACCUCGCACCUGAGGCCGUUUGUUGGGUUGGAUGACUCUGAGUUCCCUCAAGCCCUGCAGCGUGCUACUCCAUGGCGGUUCAGCUGCAAUUCUGGUCGCAAUAUCGUGCGGUCUCACCUCGCAGACAUGCGGCUUCAUCCAGAGCAGCCGCCAUCCUUCACCCGCAACACGGAGCUCCAAUUACUUGAGCUUCUCUAUUCCUUCCAGCCCAACAUAUCCGAAGCAGGAUUCAGCGUUACCUCACGUCCUCUCAGCUCUCGUGUUCGUCAUUUGAUGCCGUGGUGUUGCUGCCAGAUUCGCGACGACCAAUUAUCCUUGCUACGGUUGCCGGCUACCCAGCAGCCGCAGACCAGUCGGCCACCUGGGUCCAUUGACCCAGCAAUCGCCACCGCUUUUGACCACCUCCCACAAGGCGCCCACCUCCCCGUCAUCGACCGAACGGCAGACGGCCCAUAUGGCCCGUUCAUUCUUGCAGAUUGCUGUUUCAAUAAUCUGGACGCGGGGUUCGACGAGGAUCCAUGUCCAUCUCCGAAUGCCACGAUCCUCAUAACCUACCUACAUUUCCUCUACUUCUCUUCCCUCCGGACUGUUGCACUUUCCAUAUCAUCGUACGACGAAUUCGGGCGGAUCCAAGAGCAUCAGGACCAUAGCCGCUUGAAGCAACGAUGUCGACAAAAGUUUUUGCAAGAGACGGUCACCAAGACUUUGGUCGUGAAAGGGUCUGUGAUUUUGACUGAUCUUUCCGACGAAGUUGUGAAGGGAGAGGCGGCUGUCGCUCAUGGAACGUUCUCUGACGUACGGAAAGGUACUUGGAACGAUCCGAUUGAGAGACGGCCACGGUCGGUUGCUAUCAAGGUCCUGCGUCAAGUCAUGGUACAAAAUGUUCGAGAGAAGCUCAUCAAGCGACUUAAGCAGAGGUUAUUGCUUGGCAUCGUUAUGUCAUCGCAAUGUGUCGCAGCUGUUUGGGAUAGUGCAUCUUUCACAGCGCGUUGGCAUGGUAUCGUCUUGCUCGCCCAGGUUGCUUCUGCCAUUGCCUAUCCCCAUACAAUCAGACCUACCAUCGUCCAUGGGGACUCGAAAGGAGUCAGGCCUCUUCAAAAAGGAAACAUUCCGAUCGAUGAGCAUGUGUAUGCGAUCAUCACCGACUUUGGGCUCUCCAAGGUCAUCGAGGAACUUCCGGCAACGGGAUACACAUCUGGUUGCCAAGUCCCCCUCCACAUUCGCAAUAUCACCAGGCUACACGCGCGAGGAUUCGCGACCCCUGAAUCGACGAGCCUUACCCGCAAGAUGAUGGGGUGUGAAGAAGAGAGUCAGUCUCUUGGCAAACAUUGUUCUUCCUGCGAUGCCCUGGAACUAAAUCGCGCCAUCUCCCUAUGUUGA
Laccaria bicolor S238N-H82 is the source of this 1704-nucleotide messenger RNA. RefSeq lists its product as uncharacterized. Bases 1 to 1704 code for a protein of 567 amino acids. The record is from RefSeq and is a predicted model, not a curated record. The transcript has 9 exons. NCBI's taxonomy places the organism in Eukaryota, Fungi, Basidiomycota, Agaricomycetes, Agaricales, Hydnangiaceae.